CUUUCCGAUCCCGAUCAAAAUUAUUUCCCCCCCCAGCUUGUAUCUGUUUUAUGUUUACAAUAUUCAGAAUAUUGAUAGUAGAAUAGUUUAUUGCAGUACUGGGACCAUACUAAUCAAUAUUGCAGACUUCUGAAGAUGAAAAAUUCAAUUACUUUGAAAAUAUGAUCGGGAUCGAGAGUUUUCAGUUCAUCGAUACUUUUGCAGUUUGGGGAAAUUUCAGUCCUAAUUUGUGUUUUUUCGAAGAUGCGAUUUUUCCAAAACAAGCUUGCAGAUUUUGUUCCAGAGAAGCCUGUAUCUAUAGAUAAAUCCAAAUGGCAUGACAAUGUUGUUGCUAUUGUUAAAACGAUAGUAGAACGGAUGCCCCCGGAUCCCAGCACCUGCUCUGACGGGCUGUAUGUCGGGAACUUGGGGGUGGGCUACAUGCUAUAUUACUUAGCUACCCAUGAAUCCUUCCAGAAUGAAAGACAGGAAUACCUGGAACAGGCUUUUGUGUAUGCCAAAGUGAACUCGGAGUACAUCGGGCGUGGGGGGAUGAAGAGCUCUCCUCCCUCCUCUUUCAUUUUGGGACAGGCUGGUGUGUGGGCACUCAACAGUAUGUUGUUCAAGACAGUAGGUGACGAAAAGAGCUCCGAUCGAUAUAGUGCUCAGUAUGCACAGCUAUCUGAAUAUUGUAAAAAGAUUGACUUCUUUGGCAGAAAUGGUUCUGAUGAACUCUUUGUUGGGAGGGCUGGAUAUUUGUCUGGCAUUUUGGCACUGCAGCAGAAAAUAGGUAAAAAGGUUGUGGGAGAUGAUAUUUUAACAGCUCUUUGGAGAACCACUGUUGCAUCUGGUAGAAAAGGUGCAGAAAAGCAGAGAUCAAGUCCCAAGUCAACCUUGAUGUACUCUUACUAUAACACAGAAUAUCUAGGUGCUGCCCAUGGUUUGUCCUCCAUCCUUCAGAUGCUCUUAAGCUUCCCCGAGAUCCUGAAGUCUGACCCAGCUGCUGAACAGGAUAUCCGUAAAUCUGUGGAUUUCAUGCUAGGUCUAGAACAGAAUGGUAACUAUCCCCCAGCUAUGGAUGAAGUAGAUCCGAAUCACAGACGUCCAGAGGACCAGGAACUAGUGCACUGGUGUCACGGAGCUCCAGGUGUGGUUUACCUGUUUGCCCGUGCCUACAAAGUAUGGGGCGACCAGAAAUACCUGGAUGCUUGCUUACGCUGUGGAGAGGUCACCUGGGCUAGAGGUCUGUUGAAGAAAGGCCCGGGUAUUUGUCACGGCGUGGCGGGGAGUGGCUUUGUGUUUCUCCUCCUUUAUCGCCUUACUGGCGACCAUCGGCAUCUCCACCGUGCCCAGCAGUUUGCCGAGUUUUUGUUUACUGAGGAGUUUCAGCGCGGAGCCCGAGUCCCCGAUGCCCCGUUCAGUUUAUAUGAAGGACAUGCAGGGACUGUGUGCUUUCUGGCCGACUUGACACAACCGGAUAAAGCCGAAUUCCCCCUCUUCAAUGUCAUCUUUUGAAAGAUUGUACUUUGCAAUUGAUUUUCCCUUUCACUUCUGUGAAACUGGACAUAAGAGUGACAGAGCAACAGCUGCCAGCAGUUCGGAAUAUUCAGUGAAAGUAUUGUACAAGGAAUCUCAUUGGCUGAAACUAACGAUGUGAAUUUCAUCGAUUCAGUCAUUGGCUGAAACUAACGAUGUGAAUUUCAUCGAUUCAGUAUCUUAAUCAGUAAGACAGCUGACUGGAUAUUUUGUGGCACAAGAUGUUAAUUUCAAGCUUGUUAUGUUGUUUUACGUUAUUUUGUUAUGAAUUAAUCUGAAUAAAAACAUUACAGUAGUC
Messenger RNA from Ostrea edulis (European flat oyster), 1813 nucleotides. Its product is annotated as lanC-like protein 3. The transcript has 4 exons. Gene Ontology annotation, cellular component: plasma membrane. Gene Ontology annotation, biological process: peptide modification; carbohydrate metabolic process. The record is from RefSeq and is a predicted model, not a curated record. The coding region runs from base 244 to 1494 and encodes 416 amino acids. NCBI's taxonomy places the organism in Eukaryota, Metazoa, Mollusca, Bivalvia, Ostreida, Ostreidae.